GUCAUCUUUGCAUAUACAUUAUAGGAAACUUUGUGAGAGUUUUGAAAAAAUAUAUCUAAAAGCUAUGGCUGUAGAACAAGUUAAGAGGAUAACUCAUACGUUACCAACAAGAUCAAGACUAGAAAUGAAUGUUCGGCAACUACUUAAUAAAUGCGAAUUAAUUGCAAAAAAAGAACCGAUUGAUACAAAUUGCAGGUUGAAACAGUAUGUGAAGUCUCUGGAUGGAAUGAUAAGUGAACUUAAGAUAGGCCCUGAUAAGCCUGCCAAAGAGGUUUUAGCUGAGUACAUUAAGAGAGCAGCUUUCUUAAAAGGUUUGAUUCAAACAGCUACACUCAAUACUCCUAUAGAAAAGCUUGAAGCAGUGCAACAGCUAUCCCAUGGUGCAGCUACAAAUUCUGUGGAUGGUUCAGCUCAAGAAAUCCAUCAAAAAACGGUUGCAAAGUAUGGUGUUGAAUUAAGAUCUGAAUUAUUUGGAUUGGAUGACAGUGAUGACACUUUAAGGCAACGAAAUAUUAUUAAAGCUCCUAAUUUUACAAGCAACAGUACUAGCCAAGAAGACAUUGAUUCUUUACUUAAAUACCACCAGAAUAUGCAGGAAAAAGUUGCAGAAAAUAUGGUCAUGCUUACUAAAAGCUUGAAAGAACAAUCUCAAAUAGCUAGUACAAUUAUAAAAGGAGACACAGAGGCUCUAAAGAAAUCCUCAGAUUUAACAGAACGUAAUAUUACAUCUUUAAAAGUGGAAUCCGAGAGAUUACAAGAACACAGCCGCAGUGCUUGGAAAUGCUGGCUCUGGUUGAUGCUUGCUGUUGUCAUGGCAAUAUUUAUAAAUAUGGUGUUGUUCAUGAAAGUUAUGAAGAAGAGAAAAUAUGAAGUUUAAUUCCUAGUGGUAGGUGAUUUGUAAAUAAGUUAUAAACAUAAUACAUAUAUAAUAUAUCCUUCUCUAUUAUAAAUGUGCAA
Nymphalis io (European peacock) is the source of this 957-nucleotide messenger RNA. It is a transcript of the gene Use1, whose product is annotated as vesicle transport protein USE1. Gene Ontology annotation, molecular function: SNAP receptor activity. Gene Ontology annotation, biological process: retrograde vesicle-mediated transport, Golgi to endoplasmic reticulum. Bases 65 to 877 code for a protein of 270 amino acids. The transcript has 6 exons. Lineage: Eukaryota; Metazoa; Arthropoda; Insecta; Lepidoptera; Nymphalidae. The record is from RefSeq and is a predicted model, not a curated record. Gene Ontology annotation, cellular component: endoplasmic reticulum; SNARE complex.